AUGACGAAUGUUCGCGUGAAUUGGGGCGAACUGUUCCCCAGCAGGAAGAGUGUAUUCAUUUUCUUCACCUACAUGUCACUGUUUGUCAGCCAAGGCAUUCUGGUGACCGCUUCACAGCGUUCCGAUAACUCCUACAGCUACAAUACCGUGCUAGUUGUGUUGCUUACAGAAACACUGAAGCUUGUGAUAUCGGCAGGACUUUAUUGUAGAGAACAUAGCUUUCAGUCGCUUAUCGCGCGCGUGGUUGAGGGAAGCAACGUGUUGCUACUAUAUUUUGUGCCCGCUUUCCUCUACUGCCUGUACAACAACUUGGCGUUUGUGAAUCUUUCCACAUUCGACCCAACCACGUACUAUUUGCUGCUUCAGCUGCGCGUCGUUAUAACGGGCAUAUUAUUCCAAAUUAUCUUCAAAAAGUACCUAAGCCGAAAGCAAUGGUUUUCUUUACUGCUUCUUACCGUCGGAUGCAUGUUGAAACAGUGGAACUUUUCUCUAUUCUCUACCACGUCUCAAUCCCUUACGGGAGGCAAUGUUGCGAACGGCGAUACAACAGUACGGGCAAACGCUGCUGAACCACUGAAGGAAACGGAGGUGGAUGGUACCUUUCGGGGUAAAAACAUUUCCGGAUUCGAUUUAAGCUACAGUGCCUUGCUUAUUCUGGUACAAACGGUUUGCUCGUGUCUGGCAGGCGUGUACAACGAGUAUCUGCUGAAGAAGAAAGGUUCCGACAUCAACAUCUACGUGCAGAACGUUUUCAUGUACCUGGACUCGAUCGUGUGCAACAUGAUGAUCCUAUUGCUGCAGGGUGAACUGGUCGGUGCAUUCACGAGCGAGAAUUUGCGCGAAAUUGCACGCUUCGAGGUGAUCAUAAUCAUGUUGAAUAAUGCUGCAAUUGGUAUCAUUACCAGUUUCUUUCUGAAGUACAUGAACUCCAUACUGAAAACAUUUGCCAGUGCUCUGGAGCUAAUGUUUACGGCAGUUCUGUGCUACUUGCUGUUUGCGAUACCAGUCUACCUGAACACGAUGCUGGCAAUCGCCGUUGUUUCGUAUGCUAUCUAUCUGUAUUCACUGAAUCCGGUAGUUAAUUUGGCUAAUACGCCAGCUGCAUCGAAGGUGGCUUUGAAUGUAACACACAGAAGUAAUGAGGAUCGUAAGACGUUGCUUACAAUCGGCAGUGGUAAAACACGUUCACGGGCAAACGUUAGCGAUUCCGAGGACGAUAACAUUGCACCUCAAUUGCAAGAGGUAUGA
Messenger RNA from Anopheles marshallii, 1248 nucleotides. RefSeq names its product UDP-galactose transporter senju (gene senju). Gene Ontology annotation, biological process: pyrimidine nucleotide-sugar transmembrane transport. The coding region runs from base 1 to 1248 and encodes 415 amino acids. Gene Ontology annotation, molecular function: UDP-galactose transmembrane transporter activity. The record is from RefSeq and is a predicted model, not a curated record. The transcript has 4 exons. Lineage: Eukaryota; Metazoa; Arthropoda; Insecta; Diptera; Culicidae. Gene Ontology annotation, cellular component: Golgi membrane.